This is a messenger RNA of Ictalurus punctatus (channel catfish), 2404 nucleotides long. RefSeq names its product B-cell receptor CD22. Lineage: Eukaryota; Metazoa; Chordata; Actinopteri; Siluriformes; Ictaluridae. The coding region runs from base 621 to 2177 and encodes 518 amino acids. The record is from RefSeq and is a predicted model, not a curated record. The transcript is spliced from 10 exons.
GGGUUGGAGCUAAGAAGCGAGGAAAGGAAACAAGGAUGCGCAAAUAAGAAAUGAACAGCACCCAUAUGCAAUAUCCUGCAAUAAUCGAUUUUUUUGAGAGCGAGUGAGACCCGAGAAUGUCUAGUAGUAGAUGGUCACUGGAGAGACCAGAGAGCGAGUGACAAGAUGUAGUGAGAGAGUGAUAGAGAGAAGAUCCUGACUGGUCUUCCUUUCAGCUAACCAGACCUAUCAGUUUUAUCUUCAACCUCUCUCAGUUCAGUGUACCACUGUAGUUCAGUAACGCUGAAGUGUCCAAAAAAAAAUCAAAAAUACAAAACCCACUUCACCCAGACUACAAUAAAGUGUUCCCCUGCUUAAUCGGGGUCAAAAAUAAUGAGUUUUCUCGCUGAAACUGAUUGCAGCAGCGACUUUUCGAUUGCCCAUGGUGGGUUAAAUGAUUGUAAAAGACAUGUUGAGGUGAGUUUAACAGCUAACAGGUGUCACUGGUUUAUUAGCAUAGCUAAUGUUAUUUAAACUAGCUGGCUAGGUGCUAUGGAGCUACUCUAUUGAUGUCCUACUUGAUGAAGCCAAAAGGGGUGGCGGUGGAGCUACCUCCCUGAAAUGAGUUUUUACUGGGUGGGAUGUCUCCAUCAGGGCUUCAGCUGGAGAUGAUUCCUGUUAGUGUGGUUGAGGGAGAUGAAGUCACUCUCACGUGUAAAACCACCUGCAGCCUGACUGACACUCCAGCAUUCACCUGGCACAAAAAUCUACGUCCUUUAUUCUCAGUCAAUUCCUCUAACCUGCUCCGUCUUCCAUCAGUCAGUCAGAUGGAUGCAGGCGAUUACAGGUGUGGUGUACAGGGACAAAUUUAUCACUCCCCUGCUGUCACUCUUGAUGUCCAGUAUCCUCCAAAGAAUGUGUCAGUGUCCAUCAGUCCCUCUGGUGAGAUAGUGGAGGGCAGUUCAGUGACUCUGACCUGCAGCAGUGAUGCUAACCCACCUGUGGAGUAUACCUGGUUUAAAGGAACAUCAUUUAAAAUCAAAGGAAAAACCUACACCCUUAACAAGAUCAGCUCUGAGGACAGUGGAGAUUACAAGUGCAAGUCCAGUAAUCAACACGGAGAGAAAUAUUCUGAAACAACAGUAAACGUUUUGUAUCCCCCUAAGAAUGUCUCAGUGUCCAUCAGUCCCUCUGGUGAGAUAGUGGAGGGCAGUGUAGUGACUCUGAGCUGCAGCAGUGAUGCUAACCCACCUGUAGAUUAUACCUGGUUUAAAGGAACGUCAUUUAAAAUCAAAGGAAAAACCUACACCGUUAACCAGAUCAGCUCUGAGGACAGUGGAGAUUACAAGUGCAAGUCCAGCAAUCAACACGGAGAGAAAUAUUCUGAAACAACAGUAAACGUUUUGUAUCCCCCUAAGGAUGUCUCAGUGUCCAUCAGUCCCUCUGGUGAGAUAGUGGAGGGCAGUGUAGUGACUCUGACCUGCAGCAGUGAUGCUAACCCACCUGUGGAGACCUACACCUGGUAUAAGGUGGAUGAAAGCUCACCUGUAGGAUCUGGACAGAGUUACAGUUUCCCGUUGAGCUCCAACAGCAGUGGAUGGUUUUACUGUGUGGCUCAGAAUAAAUUCGGGAGUCAGAGCGCUGCUGCAGUGCCUCUCACUUCAAGUGGGGGCAGAAGUGUAGUUCUGUACGUAAUUCUUGGAGUCACAGUUGGAUGUGGAUGUUUACUUGCCAUCAUCGGUGUCUUAUGUAUGAGGAGCAAGAGAAGAGGAGGUUCAAUAAAUGACACCAAGGUAUCAUCGUCUAGUCAGAUUAAUAACCCUAGUCCUCCUGAAGACCCGUACACAGCUCUUGAUCUUCAGACCAAGUCCUCCAAUGAUGUGUACGACACGCUUGCAACCGUUCACCCGAGUCCUCCUGAAGACCCGUACACAGCUCUGGACUCUCAGUCCAUCUCUCCUGAUUACGACACUUUAACAAUCGCAAGGAAAAAACACUCAUGGCCUUUCUGGACUUCUGUAGUAUUAUACGUGUGUUUGUUCAACAUUUCCAACUCGCGGUUUGUUUUUCUAGAAUGCAAGAAAGCAACAGUGAGAUUGUCAACAUCAACACCAUGUCGUGAGAGAGAGCGAGAGAGAGAGCGAGAGAGAGAGAGAGAGAGAGAGAGAGAGAGAGAAAGCGCUUUGGAUAAAUAUUAACUCAUACUUCAAAUAGCUGAAAAAUGAGAGCUUUACUUCUAUGAACAAUAUAUUGUGUGUGACUGCAUGUGCUGUUGAUUGAUUCUUUUACUAAAUGUGUACUAUAGGUUUUUGUCCUGUUUUAAUAAUUAUUUUGUUUAUAUUUUACCUGCUAAACUAAGACACUGUGCAAAAAUGUGUGCCGAUAACGUUUUGUACAUUUUACCCAAUAAAUAUGAUGUACAAAC